UACGACUUCGGCUCGUUCAGCUGACGAUUUUGUCAAGUAUAUCCAAAAAGUUCAAGGUGGUAAAGUAUUUUUGUGCUGCAACUUUUCUGUUUAUUUUGUGCAUAGGUGUAGGAAGCAAUCCCAGUGUCUUGGUGCUCAUCCCUCCGGGCUUGAACUAUGCUAGAUUCCACCGAGUUCUGAAGUAGAGAUCCAGGGAAACCUUCAGAGUCACCAUGGUCCUGCCCAAUACCACAGAAUUGACGGAUUUCUCUCCGAAUCCAGUGAAUAUUGCUGCCCUGGGGAAUGAUGAAGUCAUCUUCACCAUGGACAACCUCUAUCCUGCCCUCCUGCAGUGCUUUGCCAUCAUCAUCUGCGGCUACAUGGCGGGACGCCUCAAUAUUAUCUCAAAUGCCGAAUCAAAGGGUCUCAAUACAUUCGUUGGGACUUUUGCACUACCAUCGUUGAUUUUCCUGUCACUAGCUGAGCUUGAGUGGCGAACAGUUAAUUGGAAUUUCCUCCUUUCAAUUCUCAUCUCUAAGGCCAUUGUCUUCUUUGCCGUGGCCGCAGUUUCAUUGCUCGUGGUGCGUCCGUUGAAUUUGGGACGUGCAGGAUUGCUGGCGAUCUUCUGCACGCAGAGCAAUGAUUUUGCCAUUGGCUAUCCCAUUGUUGUGGCCCUUUAUGAGAAGAUUCAUCCCGAAUAUGCUGCCUAUCUCUACCUUGUGGCGCCUAUUUCACUGGCAAUUCUCAAUCCCAUCGGUUUGGUCAUGAUGCAAAUCUCAAAUAUGCGAAUGAGACGGCGGGAAUCGCUGGAGGAGCAACCAAUUAGACCCGUUGGAUGCCCAAGGGUUGAAGAAGCAACUGGGAAUCGCUUCUUUCGGGGCAGGAUCCUCGUUGUGGCGAAAUUCAUUGAAUCUGUCUUCUUCAAUCCAAUUUUAUUGAUGACAGUCUUGGGUGUUGUGGGUGGAAUGGCGUUCCCAAAUGGUGUUCCAGACCUCCUAAUGGGCAUCCUGAAGGUGCUGGGAAAUUCAUUCUCAGCCACAGCACUUUUCCUCCUUGGACUACGAAUGGUGGGGAAGGCGCAUAAGCUCCAGGGGCCUGGAUUUCUCAUUCCCGGAAUCCUUAUUCUCGUUAAAUUACUCGUCCUGCCCAUUGUAAUCCGUCAGACGGUCAAUAUCAUGGAUGCUGGAGCAAAUUUCACAGAUACAACGGAUUUGGGAACUUUUGGCUUUCUCUAUGGGACUUUCCCAGCAGCUCCGGGAGUUUUUGUGAUUGCCUCGCAGUAUAAUACGGAAGUGGACUUGGUGGCCAGCAGUAUGGUGGCUUGUACGUUUAUUAGUGCACCACUAAUGAUCAUUUCAGCCAAAAUGAUCACCCUGACCAAUUUGAGUCCAACAAAGUAUCUCAGUGAACUAGUCUUGGUGGCAUUCGACAUAAGUAUUUCAGCCAUAAUUGCUUGCUUAUGGCUCUUGUUGCUCUUCAGUGUGACCAAGAAGAUUCGUCGGAUGCCACACAAAAUCACCAGCUGCUUAGUAUUGUCCCAGUUAAUUGGCAGUGUUGGAGUCCUAAUGUGGUCUCUCUGGGAAACCUCCCCCAACUGGCUAAUGUACUUACAAUUCAGUCUCUUCACAAUUGGCACUUACAGCAGUCGCCUCUGGUGUGCCUGCCUGGCCGUCACGCUUCUCUUCCUACAAUGUCGCAGCCUGUGCUUUGUCCUCAAGCUCUGGCCUGUCUUUGUGGGCAUUGCAUGGGGUCUACCAACGCUCAUUGUAUCCUUUCUACUUAUUUUUGACUCCAACCACAUCAGACCGAGUGAAAGGAAGAACCCAAGCUUCCAGUACGGGAAUGCUCAGGCAGCCAUUGCGGUUUUUCUUCUUGUAAUGUGCUUCAUUGUAACUGUGGGCUGCCUUGUCCUUCAUCAGCGCUACAAGAAGCGUUUUGAGAAGUACAUGACGCUGUCGAAGGAGAUUUCAACGGGGGAGAAUCGAGAUGAGGAGGAUCUAUCGACGUCUACGAGUAAUUUGAUUCAGUCAGAAACGGAUUUAACAUCACGCGCGAGCUCCUUUGCGCAGGAUGGGGGGGAAAAUGAGCCGGAAAAUGAGGUGAGUGGGGGAAAUUGUCAUUCAAGUGAUGGAUGUUGCUCACAAUCCACCACAACAGUGCUGGAUAUUGAAGAUCUUGUCACGAGGCGUCUUGCGGAGCAACAGAAUGGGUUGUGUAGUGCUCAAUUUAAUUGCGCCGGGACGUCGAGGCAGUCCUGCCAGACGCUCAUUCAGCGAUAUCAGGAGAACACGAGGAGGGGCCUUGAGCCACUUGAAUUCGAUGAGAGUAUUGAUGAUCAUCAAACACUCAAGCACACGGUGCUCCUUAUUCUUCUCCUGUGCUCGAUGUUUGUGGGUCUGGCGCUGUCCAUUUGGACACUCGUCAUGGAGGGAAUGUCGGGAAUUUACGUAGAACUCUCCUUCCUCGAUGCAUUCCUGAACUUUGGGCAGAGUCUCAUUGUUUUGGCGUGCUUCAUCACCGACACGGGUGAUCUUCUCCUGCCAUUUGUGAAGUAUUGGCGCAAAAUAUGGUACGGAGCGAAUAUUGUGCAGCUCCCAGCGUGGAAUAGUUUGAGUGUGGAAACAAAGAAUGUCUGUGAGCAAUUCACAACGCAUCACUUGGAUAAUUGCCGAAAGACAAUUGCCCAGGAUAAGCGAUGGCGUAUCCGAACGUACCGCAGGGUAUUCUUUGGGAAUACCUUUGUAGAUUGGCUCGUGAAGGUUGGCCUGGCCCACGAUCGCAUUGAGGCCACAAAGUAUGGGCGGCACCUGGUGGAUGGUCGCAUUUUACGACACAUCAACAAUGUCUAUCAUUUUCACGACAAAAAUCUUCUCUACACCUUUUGCGAUCGUCUCUAGAUUGCGCGUGAUCACAUUUUUUUUAGAUGCAACUUCAUAACAAAAAAAUGUAUUUUUCUACACGUUUUUACAAUUUAUUCAUUUCAAUAAUGUUGUGAGUGAAUUACCGUGACACAGACGUGAUGACUCCGCACCAGCCAUUGUGGAGUGAUCACGCACAGAGGGGGGGUGCCUACGUAUGCAGACAAGUUACCAGAUGAGGCAGGAAGUUGCAAAAGUGCCAAAGAUACUUAGAGAAAAAUUCAUCUAAUUUUAUUAAAGUUUCUGUAGUUUAUUUUAGGCUUUGUAUUUUAUUUUGAAUAAAAACAGCUUCAAAACUA
Lutzomyia longipalpis is the source of this 3196-nucleotide messenger RNA. It is a transcript of the gene anchor, whose product is annotated as integral membrane protein GPR155. The transcript is spliced from 6 exons. Gene Ontology annotation, cellular component: membrane. The record is from RefSeq and is a predicted model, not a curated record. Gene Ontology annotation, biological process: intracellular signal transduction; transmembrane transport. Bases 213 to 2876 code for a protein of 887 amino acids. NCBI's taxonomy places the organism in Eukaryota, Metazoa, Arthropoda, Insecta, Diptera, Psychodidae.